AUCAAUUCGAUUGAAAGGUAUUAACUGUAAUUUUAAAAUCGAUGAUGUAAUUGUAAACAAUCAGUGCUUCCAAUAUUCUUUAAAAUAUACCCACCAUAUCCAUCCCACUAAUCCCACUUGACAUUUACCCACUUGACUCUGUAUACCAGAAACCAAAACUAAUGGAUGUGCGAUUCAUAACCUCAAAUUCUACAUCACAUCAUUCGAUGCAGUGGGAUCAGUAACUCGUUGGAAGCAAGGUUAUGCUUGAUUAACACAUUUGUAUUUUAAUAAUAUAAUAAUUUUUAUACAUUUUGUAAAUUAAAAUAUGGAAGCUAUUUGGAAUAAAAUUUAUAUUGAACGGCCGCCAAAUAUUACGUGGCGUAUUAAAGCUCAGAAAUUUGAUAUCAAAGGACUUAAUGCGACUUUACAACGUAUUAUUAAAGAUUUAGGAGCCCAAAAUGAUCUCCACAAAGAAGCAGCAAUAUUAAGCAGAGUUAUUUACCGAAUGAAGUGUAAAUUUCGCAAUGACAAGGGUUUUAAGAACAUGGAAAAAGUAAAUAGAGCUUUACUUAAUUAUUUAAAUUUAGCCCUUGAAAAAGAGUACAAAAAUUUUAAAAGUAACAUCGAAUUAAACGGUACAUUCGUUACAUUGCCGAGCAAACAAAUGUUGGAGUAUAUCCUUGUCAAAACUCAAGGUUUCGCGAAGCUUUUAGCAAGAGUUGAGGAAGUCACAAAGAAUGCUGGCAUAUUUUUACGAUCCCGCGUUGCCUUGGGUCAUGCGUGGACUAUUACGCUUGUAGCAUAUGCAGUCAUAAGUAGAAUUUGGGUAUUGUCAAAAAAUUUAGUCAGAAAGUCUUGCAUUUGGUAUAACAGCCUCCAUCGAUUCUUGAAUACGUUCCAAACAGUUGGUCUUCCUUGGCUUUCCAAAAAUGACACCUUACCGGUUAAUCUAAAAUCAUGGCUUGCUUUACCAUGGCUCGAUGAAAAUGAAUCAAGCAUCGACGAAGAAAAUAUUUUGAAGGAUAAAAUGUUUAAAUUAAUUGAAUUUCAAGAGGAUAACUUAAAUAAGGAUUUAAAUUCCGAUUUGAUAGAAACCACUGAAUUGAUCUCCGACGUAUCAGAAAAUAUUUCGAAACCUAAUGUUUCAAAGAAUGUUGCCGAACUCUCCAUUCAUAUGAGUGAUGAUCUCGGAGAAAUUGUUGAUCGUUCAAGCUGUGCAAUAAAUUUCAAAAAAAGAAAACACAAAGAAACAUCAUUGAAAGAACAAAAACAAUCGGUAAUUGAUCAAAAACACGAAAGUGAUGAUACUAAACAAAUGAUUGAAUUAAAAUCUAAUUUUAAGAAACAGAAAAUAAUGGAAGACAAAAAUUGUUCUUUAAUUAGCAAUAGUGAUAUUGUAAUAGAUCAAUUGGAGCCUAAAGUAAAAAAGAAAAAAUGUAAAAAGAAAAAGAAAUCGACUGAACCAUAUGAUAAAACCUCCAAUGAAAACGUCGUUUUUAAUUUCGAUAAUAUGACAAAAUCAGAUUUGAUUAGACUCUUACAAAAGGACCAUUAUCAAGGAAUGGACAAACUGCAGUGGAAUAUUAUUAAGAAACAGUGUAAUAAAUUACUGAAGCAAUCGAACAAAUGUACCAAAGAGAAAAAUGAAUUAUUAGUUAGGAAAGCAAUAAAUAUUAUACGAGGGAAACAAUUUAAGUAA
Messenger RNA from Polistes dominula (European paper wasp), 1681 nucleotides. RefSeq lists its product as uncharacterized. The record is from RefSeq and is a predicted model, not a curated record. Gene Ontology annotation, biological process: positive regulation of Notch signaling pathway. NCBI's taxonomy places the organism in Eukaryota, Metazoa, Arthropoda, Insecta, Hymenoptera, Vespidae. Gene Ontology annotation, cellular component: nucleus.